GGAAAAGUUUUGGCCAGUUCAACCAGAUUGUGCGCCUUGACGCAACGGUCAGACAGCCGCAGAGAUGGGAGCCACGCAAACACGCCCGGAGCCCCAAUACCAGGAUCUGGUGGAAGCUACUGGAUUUUCACUGGAGCAGAUCAAAAACCUACACAAGCGAUUUGAGCAGCUGAGUGGAAAUGCAGACACAAUAAGCAGGGAAAACCUAGAGAGGAUACCAGCCCUCGCCAACAACCCCAUCAAAACCCAAAUCAUCGAGGCGUUUUUUGAUAAAAGGAACCAGCAUGGGAAUGAGCUGGGAUCCUAUGAGGCGAUCGGCUUCAAGGAGUUCCUCAUGGUCAUGUCCCACUUCCGUCCCCCAACUUUGAGAACAACUGAGGAGGAGAAGGAGGCGAUGAGGGAAGAGAAAGUUCGCUUCCUGUUCAACAUGCACGACACCGAUGGUGAUGGCAAAAUUACGCUACAGGAGUACAGGAGGGUUGUAGAAGAGCUUCUGUCAAAAAGUGGCACCAUCGGGCAGGAGGCAGCGAGAGCGAUAGCAGAUGCCGCCAUGCUGGAGGUGGCGAGCACUAAUGUGCCCAACAUGGGUCCCGAUGACUUCUAUGAAGGGAUUACAUUUGAACAUUUUCAACAGAUUUUAAAAGGCCUUGAGAUGGAGUCCAGGAUGCACAUUCGCUUUCUGGACGCGAGCACCGCUCAUGGAUGUUGCAGAAAAUGACCCACCUCAAGGAUGUUAGUCUAAAGGAUUCUUUAUGUUGCUGUUUUUUUUAGCAGAACCACCUCUGUCAUUAAAAAUGGAAAAAAAGCAAGAAAUGCUUUUUUUUAUGCACUAACAUGUUUUUAAGCAGAAAAAAAGGAUUCAUAUUUUCACACCUGUUAGCUGUUUGCGAAUUUAAAGUUUUUGUUUUUAUUCAGAAGGCGGUUUAUAUGUUUCAAACAGAUUUGUGGCCUUUUUUCUUAGUCGAAUAAUUUUUAAUAUUUAAUAAAGUCACAUGACUUACCGGUAAGUCUAUUUUAAAUUGAGAAAAGCCAGUGUGCAGAAUGAAGGAUUAUUUACUUGAAGCCAAAUGUUCGUAAAGAAGGAAGUCAUCUGGAGACUGUCACAUACCGUUCCUCCGCAGUACCAGAAUAGACGGAUAUUUUAUGUUUUCUGUGUCUAAUGAACCACUACAGCUGUAAGAUAAUUUACUUUCACUA
Cyprinodon variegatus (sheepshead minnow) is the source of this 1197-nucleotide messenger RNA. It is a transcript of the gene tesca, whose product is annotated as tescalcin. Gene Ontology annotation, molecular function: calcium ion binding. NCBI's taxonomy places the organism in Eukaryota, Metazoa, Chordata, Actinopteri, Cyprinodontiformes, Cyprinodontidae. Bases 65 to 718 code for a protein of 217 amino acids. The record is from RefSeq and is a predicted model, not a curated record. The transcript has 8 exons.